Molecule: messenger RNA, 1694 nt
Organism: Soboliphyme baturini
Lineage: Eukaryota; Metazoa; Nematoda; Enoplea; Dioctophymatida; Soboliphymatidae
Source: the annotation of a GenBank genome assembly
AUGUGGCUAUUGGAUCAUCACAGGUUAAACGAGGCGGUAGUGAAACUCCCGCUAACCGCCUAUGAAUCUCAAGACGAUGCUCGAACGAUUCUUGAAUCACUGCUUCGCCGAAACGAGGAGGAGAAGUUGCUGUUGUCUUCCAGGGGACACUCCAGUCAUAGCCCCUCGGGAAGCCACGAUAGCUUUUCAAGCGGCCCAUCUGCCCGCAGCAACGGAUUCAGCCCAUUUCCGGAAGACGAUGUUGAUACUCCGUUCGGCCGUCCGAGGACGAGUAGCAGUGCAAGCGAACGGAAGACUAAACUGUUGAAUCCGUUCUCCGUGUCCGCAAUUCUCAGCGACUCCUCGUCGUGUGUUGAGAGGGAGACGGCGAUGGCCAGACUCUCUCCCGUUGGAAGAGUGCCCUUUCCUCCGGAACCAACCUUCGGUUAUCCUAUGGUUUCCAUGCCUCCACGGUUCUCAUCUCAUGCCUACUUCGCUUACGCUCGAUCGCUGAUGAACAGCCUGCCGUUCCCCAACUUAUAUUCAUCAUUUGGUACUACUUUUCCAUCUGCCUUCAGUCCGGUUCAGCUGCACCGACCGGACGAUUAUGUAGCAACAGAACAGACAGCAACAGUCAGACAGUCAUUCCACGUAGACAUUAAUCCGGAGGUCAAGAGGGAAGAUGAAUCGUCAACGGAGGAAAAUGAAAGACAUCUACCGUUCAAUUUGGUUGAUGUGAAGAAAGAAGACUUCGUUCAUUGUGAAACGUUCAUCCAACAAAACAAAGAAACGGGCGAGGGCUGCAGCUCUUCCCCUCUCUCUACUAGUCUCUCCUCCUCCAGCAGUCCUAAAUCACUAUCUUUGCCACUGGACGCGAACGUGAAAUGCGUCGUAUGCGACGACGCGGCUAGCGGUUAUCACUACGGAGUUAUUUCUUGUGAGGGAUGCAAGGGAUUCUUCCGAAGAACCGUUCAGCGAGAUAUUCAGUACUGGUGUCACAAAAACGGGGGUUGUCCUGUCACGAAGCUAACACGAAACAGAUGUCAGGCGUGUCGCUUCGGCAAAUGCCUCACUACAGGCAUGACUAAGGAAUCUGUUCGACAGGAUAGAAACAGGAAACGGAAGUUGAAGGCCAACGACGACAGUGUCAUUGCCACCUCGCAGCUGCAGCAGACUAUUCGAUGUAUAGUAAAGGCAUAUAACGAAAACCUCCAUGAUUCUGACAUGCAGAAUGAACAGAACAGCUGCUACCAGCGAACGCUAUCUUUCGCCAGCAGGAUCCCUGGCUUUCAUGAACUCAUUGAAGCGGAUAAGAGUCUACUUUGCCAUAACGCUUCGGCUCGCAUCAUGGCUAUUGUUUGUGCCUUUAGCGCUUGUACCAACGAUAACCAACCAUCAAAUCACAUGAGCAUUGAUGAUGAGGAAGAGAAGCUAUGGACUUGCAUUUGCAAUCUGUCGAACACUAUGAAAGCGCUCGAAGUCACAACUGAAGAAAUAGCCCUUUUGUGUGCCAUUUGUUUACUCAGGGAAAGUAUUCCUGGAUUACACUCUCCACUCGAGGUUGAAAGAAUUGGAGAAACUUGUCUAGAAGCGCUUAACGUUCAAGUUCAGCUGUCACCUUGCAAACAGUCGAAUGUGUUCGCGAAGCUGCUGAUGACUCUUUCGGAAACCUGGGCUAUCAGUUUUAAUUCAACAGGUACCGUACAACCUUAGUU